This is a messenger RNA of Triplophysa dalaica, 2336 nucleotides long. It is a transcript of the gene adrb3b, whose product is annotated as adrenoceptor beta 3b. The record is from RefSeq and is a predicted model, not a curated record. Gene Ontology annotation, cellular component: membrane. Lineage: Eukaryota; Metazoa; Chordata; Actinopteri; Cypriniformes; Nemacheilidae. The coding region runs from base 409 to 1590 and encodes 393 amino acids. Gene Ontology annotation, biological process: adenylate cyclase-activating adrenergic receptor signaling pathway; norepinephrine-epinephrine-mediated vasodilation involved in regulation of systemic arterial blood pressure. Gene Ontology annotation, molecular function: beta3-adrenergic receptor activity; epinephrine binding; norepinephrine binding. The transcript has 3 exons.
GUACAAUGAAAUGUUGCACAAAGGGAUCAAAGCUUAUAGGCACGAUAAUGGAAGAUAAGAGAUUAAAACGAACGCCAUUUCAACCUCCCAUCACAGCGAAGAGCAUAAAUUAUUGAAGAUAAUCUGAGAGAGGAAGUAAUCGCAUGGAUCUCCUGCCCACCGAAAGCUCCUCCUAGUAUGUGAAAUAAAUCAAGUCUUGCUCAACCAUUCAGCUCUCCAUGCAAAGUCAUUUCACGUCAAAUCAACAGCGGAAAUGAGCGGCUUGCUGAGAUCAUUUUUACAUUUAAGGUGGAAUUUUCUUCUAAAGGCAUCAUUUGUUGGCGACAGCUCCGACUAGGACGUUCAUCGGGCAUGUAAAGGAUUACUGAAAUCUCCCUUAACUUUUUCCGUUCAAGACCUUCCCCGAGAAUGAGCGGCAACUUUCACCCCCUGCUUGUGUUUGCUCUAGCGCUGGUCAUCUUCUUCACAGUGAUGGGAAACCUGCUGGUCAUCGUGGCUAUCGCUCACACCCCUCAGUUGCAAACCCCCACCAACGUCUUCAUCAUUUCCAUGGCCGUUGCAGACCUCAUUAUGGGUUGCGUGGUGCAACCCUUAAGCGCCAGCGUGGUGGUCACCGGAAAAUGGCUUUUGGGUUCCACGGUUUGCGACCUGUGGACAUCUGUGGACGUUCUCUGCGUCACAGCCAGCAUCCAGACCCUGUGUGCCAUCGCCGUGGAGCGUUACGUUGCGGUGACCAAGCCCCUCAAGCACCAGGUUCUCCUGGACAAACCCCGAGUUGGCUACAUCGUGUGCGUGGUGUGGAUGGUGUCGUCUCUCAUUUCCUUCGUGCCGAUCAUGAACCAUCAUUCUCGUGCCUCCGACAACUACAGCAGAGAUUGUUACGACAACCCAUAUUGCUGUGACUUCCAUACCAACAAGACCUAUGCCAUCUGCUCCUCUGUCGUGUCCUUCUACGUGCCCCUGGUCAUCAUGGUCUUCGUGUACGGGAAGGUGUUUGCCAUUGCGACCAAACAGCUGAAGCGAAUCCAUAAGGACAGACAGCGCUUUCUAAACAUUUCUGUGGAAGACUCGGAAAAACAGUAUAAAACUAACGAGUCUUGCGAAAGUCCGCUUCCUGCGGACAUAGAUGAUCGGAGACCCAGCUGUAGGCCGUUGAAGCACAUUGUUAAGGAACACAAGGCGCUCAAGACACUGGGGAUUAUAAUGGGCCUUUUCAUUCUCUGUUGGCUUCCCUUCUUCCUCUUUAACAUCAUAAAAGCCUUCAACAGCAAGGUGCUGUCACAACACGUCUUUUUGUUUUUUAACUGGAUGGGCUACGUUAAUUCAGGCCUGAACCCCCUCAUAUACUGCCACAGUCCGGAGUACCGGACCGCCUUUAAGAACCUUCUAGGAUGCAAAAUCAAACGGUUGGAUAGUGACGGCAUGCGCCAACACCUACAGACACUGACCUUGUGCAUUCACAGAAACAGCUCUGUGAGAAUGGUUUGCUUAGCUCAUAAAAACACAACUGUGGCACAGAGCGCAAGCUUGUGUGUUGAUUUCAAAGACGCAGAGACAGAAGCUCAUUUAGGACAUGAAGUUCAAAGUUGACAUGCAGCAGACAAAAGGCUCGCUGAUGAUGGAAAACAGCUCCCAUGUUUUCAAGGGAUCUUAACUGUACCCUACUUGCAACCAAAACAAUCAGACUACGUGCAGAACAGAGACAAACCAGAGACAAAAGGAAAAAGCGAUGCAGAAAAGUGAUAUCAAAAACAAGACCAUAACACAGGAACCUCAACCUGCAUAAAUCAAGAAGAGAUAUAUUAAAUAUAUUGGGUGGGUCUGCAAAAGGUUUGUGAUAGAAUUCUGAGUACUGCCCACAGAUGAAACAGACACGUUUUGAAGUGGAUCGAUAUCUGUAAACGAAACAGACGUUCACCUGACAUCUACAGCCACAUUUCAACGAGCAAAGACUUUCAUCUUGAAAUAUUGCAACCAAGGUCAAACAAGUCUGAAUGAAGAGACGGGUCUUUAGAUAAAAUGGUAAUAUAUUUUGCUAUCUGCUACGUUUAGUGGUGGAGACAAACUUCUAUUGAUCUUCUGAUCAUAGCACCACCAUACCGGUGAAAAAAACCCUUCACCAGAAAGCUGAUUUAAAAAUAUCGACAGAAUGGAUAAAUGCAAGCAUGAUGCAGUAUAUGAAAACAAAAAAAAACACAAUGUACGAUUUCACACCUUUUUCUUUGGAGUACUUUUGAAGAGCUUGUUUCCAAAAUGAGUUCAAAAAUUCAAAAAGCAUGUUUUUUAUAAUGUUAUCAUGUUUUUAUUGUGUUAGUUACCUGAUUUUUUCUGUUUGA